CUCUUGAUAAAAUGAUGGAUGGCUUAAGUUCUAUGACGGUCUCUUCUGCAUAUCUUCCUCCCCAUUGAAGCUUCCUCACCCUUCAAUUGACAAUCGUAUCACCACCACUACCCAACCUUCAGAGCUCAAGGGUGGGGUCCUCCAAUCCCACCAGUAACAUGGCCAAAGUCUUUGAUUACGCGGAAGUGGCCAAGCACAACACAGCAGAGAGCUGCUGGGUGGUUCUCUACGGCAAUGUCUACGACGUCACAGAAUUCGUCCCCGAUCACCCCGGCGGCUCGAAAGUGAUCCUCCAGCUCGCUGGCACAGACGCAACCGAGGAAUACGACCCCAUACAUCCUCCCGGUAUUCUAGAAGAGACCCUGAAGCCUGAGAACAAGCUCGGAACUAUCGAUGCCUCCACCCUACCUUCCUCCGAGAAAUCCCCCGCACAGGAGACACCUGAUGAAAGUGGCCCACCAGACCUAGAAAGCCUGCUGAACGUAGAUGAGAUAGAGGAAGUGGCAACAAAACAAAUCAGCCGUAAGGCAUGGGCAUACUACUACUCCGCCGCCGACGAUCUCGCCUCCAAGUCUUUCAACAACACAGUCUACCGGCAGAUUCUGCUCCGGCCACGCGUUUUCGUCGAUUGCACCGCUUGCGAUACCUCCACAACCUUAGUCGGGCACAAAGUUUCUCUCCCAAUAUAUGUCUCGCCCGCAGCUAUGGCGCGACUCGCGCAUCCGGACGGCGAGCAUGGGAUUGCGCAAGCUUGCGGCUUGUUCGGGGCCAUGCAGCUGAUCUCGAACAACGCUUCGAUGACGGUCGAGCAAAUAGUAGCAGAUGCACAACCAGGACAACUCUUUGGGUGGCAGCUAUACGUGCAGAACGACCGUGCGAAGAGCGAGGGUCAGCUGGCGAGGAUUAAGAAGCUUGAUACGAUCAAGUUUAUAUGUCUGACACUUGAUGCACCGGUUCCUGGAAAGCGAGAAGAAGACGAGCGUAGCAAAAACAUCGGAGCCGUUCUGCCAGUCAAGUCAGCAGUACAAGGCGGCGAAUCUACAUCCCAGACAAGCUCAUCGCCCCAGACAAACUUCAAUCCAGAAAUAAAACCAGGCGGUAUUGGCCAGAGCUUGUUUGCCGGUACUGCGGCAGACUUGACGUGGAAGACUACCCUUACUUGGCUCGCGAAGCAUACCAAUCUGCCAAUUGUUCUCAAAGGUUUGCAGACACAUGAAGAUGCAUAUCUUGCCAGCUUGCAUGCGCCGCAGGUCAAGGCCAUCAUCCUAUCAAACCAUGGCGGAAGAGCACUGGAUACGGCCCCGCCCGCUGUGUAUACUCUACUAGAAAUCCGGAAGUACUGCCCAGAGGUCUUCAACCGCAUCGAAGUCUGGGUAGAUGGCGGCAUCAAGCGAGGAACAGAUGUCGUUAAGGCGCUGUGUCUGGGUGCAAGGGGAGUUGGUAUUGGACGACCCGCAUUAUUUGGGCUUGGAGCUGGAGGAAAAGAGGGUGUGGCGAGAGUGCUAGAGAUCCUCAAGGCAGAGACCGAGACAUGUAUGCGCCUUCUCGGUGUGGCCAAGGUUGAAGAUCUAGGCAUGCAAUAUAUCAACACUCGCUCCGUUGAACGCGACAUCUACGACGGACCUGCUAGUCUUGAGAGACCGAGUUUGUGGGAGAAGGCGAGGGCGAAGCUAUGAUAGAGCCUCCGACUGCGAACUCACGAGAUAUGCGCAUCAUAUCAUCGAAAGAUAAUUAAAAAUCUACUGCAAAAUUCCACUAUUAUGCGAAGUGGCAGGCUCCGUUGAACAUAGUGCGGUAGUCCAGCACCGUCUAAGGUGGCCCAGCAAGCUAUGACGCUUGUCAAAAUUGUAGGUUUACGAUUGCUACUAAUAUACCAGGGGACCUCAAGCGGUGCUAAGCUAGUGUACACAAGCCCGGAAAGAGUGUGUAUCUGGGUUCUAUCCUACUGGUGGUCGGUGUGGGAGAUCGUCGGCGAGUUGUCGUCAGGUUGCGGUUCCGUUGAAUAUUGUGUGGCAGUCCAGCACCCUUUGAGGUGCCUUGGCAAGCUAUCACGCUGAUUAAAAUUGUAGGUUUACGAUUUUUGAUAACAU
Molecule: messenger RNA, 2090 nt
Organism: Mytilinidion resinicola
Lineage: Eukaryota; Fungi; Ascomycota; Dothideomycetes; Mytilinidiales; Mytilinidiaceae
Exons: 4
Coding region: 159-1676 (505 amino acids)
Molecular function (GO): oxidoreductase activity; heme binding
Source: RefSeq, a predicted model, not a curated record